GAACCGCAUCAUUAAGUCAACGUCGUUUGCAUCGCCAAGAGUCGGGGAACUCCAUUCCGCCUCAUUAUCAACCGACACGGAUACAAAAGUCCAGUCUUCGCUUCGAGCCUUUUGUGUGGCACGUGCCAUUCAAUCUACGAGCAAUCUAAAAGGAACUAAUUCCCCUUUCAAAAUGCAAGCCAAAGUUCUGACUGUUGUCUCCCUUUUGGCGAUCGCCGGCUCCUGCAGCGCCGGAUUCGCGGCCACGUACGCUGGAUACCAUCCGGCCACUUAUGCCACUUAUCAGGCUCCAGCAGCCGUAUAUCAUCAACCGUAUGCCGCUCCAGUCUACCACCAUGUGGCUCCAGUGCUGGCCAAGACCGUCGUGCCCGCGGCCCCCGUGUACGCCAAGUCCUAUGCCCUUCCAGCUCCAAUUGUCAAGGCCGUUGCGCCCGUUGCUGUGGCUGCUCCCCUGGUCAAGACCAUUGCACCUGCGCCACUGCAUACCGUUGUGAAGCAAGUGGAGGUAGAGUCGGCUCCACGCUACGACUUCUCCUAUGGAGUGCACGACUCCGUGACUGGAGACAUCAAGAGCCAGAUGGAGACUCGUGACGGAGGCAAUGUGGUUGGGUCGUACAGCGUGCUCGAUGCCGAUGGCUACAAGCGCACGGUGACCUACACCGCUGACGAUAUCAACGGAUUCAAUGCCGUGGUCCAGCGUGAGCCCUUCGUAGCCGCCCGUUCCGCCCCUGUUGUAUCUCUGCCUGCCCCCAUAUACUACCCCCAGCAGACGCAAAUCCACCAGCAGCAGCUCUUCGCCCCACAGCAGGUGUUCGCCGAACAGCACGGUGAAGUUGUAGAGGCACCGGCACAGCCAGAGCUGGAACCCACUCCUGUUGACUAUAGUGACGGACAGGAUCAGCAGCAGCAGCAGCAGCAGCAGGCCCAGCAGGACUACCCGCAGGAUCAGCAGUUCCCCCCCUACGCCCCUGCCUCACCAGCGCCCGCUGUCGCGGACAACAACGAUGACUCCGAUGUGGUGGAGGCGCGCUCUGCUGCUCCGGCGGUAAACGCCAACACUACCUCUACAGUCGCCCCAGCGCCCGUUAAUGAGGAAAACAAGGGGGAUGACAAGAAGACAGCCUAGAAUGUGACACUACAGAACCUUGUUGAAAAAAUUACUGCAAAAUAAAUUGAGCACGAAACAAAAA
Messenger RNA from Drosophila miranda, 1190 nucleotides. RefSeq lists its product as uncharacterized. The record is from RefSeq and is a predicted model, not a curated record. Bases 173 to 1126 code for a protein of 317 amino acids. The transcript has 2 exons. Gene Ontology annotation, cellular component: extracellular matrix. NCBI's taxonomy places the organism in Eukaryota, Metazoa, Arthropoda, Insecta, Diptera, Drosophilidae.